Molecule: messenger RNA, 2944 nt
Organism: Pristis pectinata (smalltooth sawfish)
Lineage: Eukaryota; Metazoa; Chordata; Chondrichthyes; Rhinopristiformes; Pristidae
Gene: ush1c
Product: Usher syndrome 1C
Biological process (GO): inner ear receptor cell stereocilium organization; sensory perception of sound; inner ear morphogenesis
Cellular component (GO): photoreceptor inner segment; cilium; plasma membrane
Molecular function (GO): protein binding
Source: RefSeq, a predicted model, not a curated record
CUUGUUUCUAUCGUAUCUAGGCUGCUACAAUGGAGAAAAAGGUAGCCAGGGAAUUCAGGCAUAAGGUGGAUAUAUUAAUUGACAGUGAUGCAGAAAAGGACUAUCUUUAUGAUGUACUACGUAUGUACCACCAAUCCAUGGAUCUCCCUGUUCUGGUGGGAGAUCUAAAACUGGUGAUAAAUGAGCCAAGUCGUCUGCCAAUGUUUGAAGCUAUUCGGCCACUUAUUCCUCUGAAACACCAAGUUGAAUAUGACAGUCUGACACCAAAACGAUCUCGGAAACUAAAGGAGGUGCGUUUAGAUAGAACACAUCCUGAAGGACGCUUAAGUGUGCGAGGUGGAUUGGAGUUUAACUGCGGUCUCAUCUCUCAGUUAGUGAAAGGAGGACAAGCAGACAAUGUAGGCUUGCAGCUUGGAGAUGAGAUUGUUCGGAUAAAUGGCUACUCGAUAGAAUCUUGCACACAUGAGGAAGUGAUAAAUCUGAUCCGCACCAAAAAGACCGUGUCGCUGAAAGUUAGACAUGUUGGAAUGAUUCCUGUGAAAAGUUCUUCUGAGGAGUCUUUAAAGUGGCAGUUUGUGGACCAGUUUGUGUCAGAUGCUGGGGAUGGGAAGAUCAGUUUAGCUGGGCUGGCUUCACUGGGAAACAAGGAAAUAAGGGAAAAGAAGGUUUUUAUCAGCUUAGUUGGUGUAAAAGGCAUGGGAUGCAGCAUAUCCAGUGGCCCUACUCAGAAGCCAGGGAUCUUUAUCAGCAAUGUGAAACCAGGAUCAGUUUCUGCAGAGGUGGGCUUAGAGGUUGGAGAUCAAAUUGUUGAAGUGGAUGGAGUGGAUUUUACAAAUGUGGAUCACAAAGAGGCUGUCCGAAUACUGAAAAGUAGCAGGAGCCUGACAAUCAUUGUACUCACUGGUGCAGGGAAAGAACUAUUCCAGACAGAAGAGGAACGAAUGAAUGAAUAUUACCGACAUGAACGAGAACGUCAGGAAUUAAUGCAGCAGAAAAGGAUUGCGAUGGAAACCAACAAAAUUGUGAAGGAACAACAAGAGAAAGAGAGGCAAAGAAAGUUGGAAAUGUCACAGAAAACUGCUGAAGAACAAGAGAGAUUUCAAAAAGAAAUUGAACAGAUAGAAGCACAAGAGCAGAAGUUUAAAAAGGAAUGGGAUGAAGACUGGGGACAACAUGAACAACCCAAAAGUCCGAAGCCAGUUACUGCUGAUGUAAUUCCACAGCUGUCACCAAAAAGUGAAAAAGACAAAAAGGCUGAUGACCAUUCUCAAUUAACGGAUGAAUUGACAGAACCAUCUACGGAGCUGAUAAAUGAUCAGGGCUUCCAAAAAUAUGUGGAGGACUUUGAUCCUUAUUCCAUGUUCACAUCAGACCAGAUUGCAGGAAAAGAUGUUCGCCUCUUAAGAAUUAAAAAGGAGGGAUCAUUGGAUCUUGCAGUUGAGGGGGGCAUCAACUCUCCACUUGGGAAGAUCGUUGUAUCUGCUGUCUAUGAUGGGGGAGCUGCAGACAAACAUGGCGGAAUAGUGAAAGGAGAUCAAAUAAUGGCUGUCAAUGGGAAGAUCCUCAUUGAUGCUACCUUGCCUGAAGCUCAGACAACAUUGGCAAAGUCUUGGAAUAGCGGUGGUGACUGGAUAGAUCUGGUUAUAGCUGUGUCCCCACCGAAGGAAUAUGAAGAUGAAGUGACAUUCUUCUGAUAAGGAAGAUAUACUGUAUACGGUAUCAUAAGGACCACUUCGCCCAGAAUAAAAUCAUUCUUAUAAAGUCCAAUGUUUUAAUGUUCAAAAAUUAUAUUGAAGUUAACAGAUCAGACUAAUCUAAUAUAAUGGAGAUAACUACAAGUGAUGUAAAUAUUGAUACAUGUAGUAAAAAAUACAUAUUUCCCUAUCUGGAAUUAACAGGAAUAUAUAGUUGCAUUAUUAUGGACUUGCAUGUGCCUGUGUCAAAUUAAUUUUUAUUAGAAAUUAUAUUAGUAGGUUUAAACAAAGAAUGGAAGACUGUAUGGUUGGAACUACUUUUGUCAUGUUUUUCAAUGGAAUCUCUAUGUUCAUGCACUAAAGAGCUUAAAUCUGAAGUCCUUUAACACUGAUGACCAGUAAUGUGCUGAAUCUCAUGAACUUGUUAUAAUGUCUCACAAUAGUGUCAUAAAUCUGCUCUAUCUGUGCUCCCUUGAGAGUGAACUUGCAUGAUUAACUGGUUAAACUGCUGUAAAGUUGAGUGAAACAAUAUGAGAUAUCUGAUUUUGUGUCAUCCUCAAAGGCAUGUACCAGGUAAGAAAAGCACAGUUGAGUAUAAGGAGCAAAGAGCCAUCUCCAAGCCUGAAUAAUAAAGCUACUGUUGUAUUGUAGACCUAAAGUCCAGUGAGUUAAGAGACUUUAGCACUGCUUUGCAAAAGAAAUCACCCAUGAUUGCAGUACCUUAGUGCAAAUGUUAAAAGUGAUUUAGCAAAAUAAUUGUACUUGCACAUCUAUGUUUCAAGUAUGGCAUCUCAGUGCACCACAUUGGCAUGAGAGGACUAGAACGUUAAGGAUGAUUUUGUGAGCCAUACACUCCUGAAUUGCACAGUGGGAUGGGACUUCAGAGAUGUGGACUGCAGUCUUUUUUGGCUCAAGCCACUAGAUCAUUUAUUUGAAGUAAUUACACCAAUUUUCAAUCAUUAAUGGAAUGAUUCUUUGUAUAAUGUGUGAUCCAAAACAUUUCAUUGAGCAAUAAAGUGCAGGAGGAUAGAUUAUAAUGUAGUUAGUUAAUUAUAGAUAUAAAUGGCUGGUAAAUUCUACAUGUAAUUAAAUGGGUGUAUUUCUAAUUAAAUUUCAUUAAAGUUUCUAAUAAAUAAGUAUUACAAAUCUUCAGCAUAUAUAGCAAAUACAUUUAGCAAUGUUACAUUCGUUGUUGAAACUAUUGAUGUUAAAGCUGUAAUUUGUACAAAUGUUGGUUAGAAUCAUUUUUA